Pocillopora verrucosa is the source of this 1197-nucleotide messenger RNA. NCBI's taxonomy places the organism in Eukaryota, Metazoa, Cnidaria, Anthozoa, Scleractinia, Pocilloporidae. The record is from RefSeq and is a predicted model, not a curated record.
ACCUUCUGAAGACCUCAUCAAAAUAUCUUCGGUCUUGCAAAAUUUUACAAAUUUAACAGGUUCUUAAGGACGAAUUCAACACUCCGUCGUUGACGAAACGUCGUUUUAAGGCCAGGAUGACUUAAAAGAACAACUUUUUAAGAAGCAUCAGUCUUCUUACAGUUGCUAUGGCUACAGGAAGAAGUUCAAUUAAAGUUCCAUGUGAAAAUGAAGACUUACCUGACAAAGAAAAUGCACCAGAUUUUGACGAGGACACUUUACGAGCCACAGCUGAUGUUUAUAGGAAUGAGGGUAAUGAGGCCUUCAAGAAAGGAGAUUUCAUCAAUGCUAUUCAUUUUUACACCAAAGGAAUUAAAAUGAACUGCAAUGACAAAGAACUGAAGGCCAAACUGCACAACAACAGGGCAAUUGCACAUUCUAAACUUGGAAAUCACCAGGAUUCACUAAGGGAUGCAGAAGCAGCCAUUGAGUUAAAUCCAACUUUCCUUAAGGCAAUUGUGAGAGGAGCCACUGCUUGUGUUGAAUUGAAGAGAUUUGAAGAGGCAAUCACUUGGUGUGAUAAGGGACUAGCUAUUGACAAAUACAAUAGGAUCUUUUUGUCACUAAGACUUCAGUCUGUCAGUGAAGUGGGAGAUAAGUCCAUGGAGGAAAAAGAUCCUAUUAGUCAUGACCAUGGUAGUGCAAGUUCAGGUGAUGUCAAGAAAGUCAUAGAUCUCUAUAAUCGGGAAGAAGAAGCCAUAGAUUCAUUAGGAAGGGUUUUUGAGUUGCAAGGUGGACUGCCAAAAGCCGUUGAACAUUACCAAGCUAGCAUAAACUUAUUAAAUUCCUUGAGAGUACUUCUAAAAUCUAAAGAUGAGUGGAAAGUUAAUUUUCGAAAUCAGCAUCAAAUGGCGUAUACAGGUUUGUGGAGAGUUCUCGUAGAACAAGGUAAUGUAGAUGAAGCCUUAUUUGUUGCUGAGAAAGGACGAGCUCAAGCUCUGACCGACCUCAUGGAAUCCAGUUUUUGUGGUGGAAUAGGUCAGCACAAGACAGGCGAUGAAGAUUUAGAAGUCACUGCUAAAUCUCCAUCGAUUUGGAUGAAACGUUUUUUAAAAGUUCUAAAAAACGUUCCAUUAAACACUGUCUUUCAGGCAGUGGACCAAACUGACAUCAAUCUUUGGGUUGUGUCCGAAGGAAAUCAUGUUCAGUUAAGACAAA